AUGGAGGAUGCCGGACUUCGAAACAUCCUCAACACCCCCGUUCUCAAAGAGCCCGUGAAGGUAGAUUUCGAGGACAAACAGGCCAAGAAGCUCGGCUCACAUUUGCAUGGCAUGGUUAAGUACCUGAGUAUUCUGUAUCUAUCCACUUUGCCGCUCACUACCAUGCACUGCGGCACUGGAUCUGUGGCGACGAUCUCAACUUCGCUCGAUCUCUACAACACUGCGAUCAACGAGGCAGAGCACAAGAAGCUGCAAAGCUGCUCGCUGGCCGAGAACCUCUUCUGGUACUUUGACAAGGCUGCAACCUUGGCUCAGAGCCUUUCGCGUGUGGUGCUUUCGCAUGUCGCUCAAGACUACGACCCAUCCUUCUUUCAGGUGCUUUUCGACAAGUGGCCCUCACUGCUGACCCAAGUGAUCGGGCUCUUCACGGUGUCAGCAACAGCAACGAAGAAGUCACAGAAGUGGACGGGCUCUUGGACCGCAGUUGGCACAGGCCUCCGUGGAACCUGGGCCUUCAUCUUUGACCUCAAGGGUACAGGGAAAAACCGCCGCGUCCAAGCCACGGAUCUCGGAGAAGAGACAGAAGCCGGGGAACUGCCAAGCGGCAGCGGCGCCUGGCCCCCAGAACAGAAGGAAGUGAUCACCAGCAUUUGUGAAAGGAACUUCCGCGAGUGGACCAAAGGCAAGCCCCUCUGCCUGGUUCCUUCUGAUCUGGUUUAUUUGGAAGCGGCCAUCUUCAACGACACCAUGCUGCUCUCCACCAGGGAUCUCAUGGACUAUUCCCUACUGCUGGCAGCUGUGCCUCCAGAGCCAGGGGCCACUGCUGGGCGUUUGAUUAUGGGCAUGAUCGACUACCUACGUGGCUACACCUUGGACAAGAAGGUUGAAAGUGCUGUGAAGACUGCACUGGCGCCGACGCCCGCAGAUCAGCCCACGAUUAUUGCCCCCAAGGAGUAUGCCGCGCGCUUCAUGAGGGCCAUGAGCACCUACUUCGUGGCGGACUGCCCAGAGCAGCCUUAA
Messenger RNA from Symbiodinium pilosum, 1020 nucleotides. NCBI's taxonomy places the organism in Eukaryota, Dinophyceae, Suessiales, Symbiodiniaceae. The record is from the annotation of a GenBank genome assembly.